AUGGGAAUCGAAAUAAUAUAUUAUGAAGACAAUGGUGGUGGUUACGUGCUCGAAUACAUGCAAUCUUGUGGCAAUGGAAAUCCAACUAGUCGAGCUAUUUUUGAUGAAUCGUCAAACAAUUCGAAACGUUUCUAUUAUAUAUCUUGGUCUGAUCCUAUGUCAAACUCUACAUUCGUCAAUGGAUUCUUUGCAGGAUGUACUCCUUUUGAAGCUCUUCUUCGAAGUAAACUCGAUUGUUUAUAUGAUAUAAAAUGUCUUCAAUUAUUGAUCAACUACUUUCCAGCUCUUAAACAGGUAUGUAUAACAUUAUUUUAUCUUUCUUAG
Messenger RNA from Rotaria sp. Silwood2, 324 nucleotides. The record is from the annotation of a GenBank genome assembly. NCBI's taxonomy places the organism in Eukaryota, Metazoa, Rotifera, Eurotatoria, Philodinida, Philodinidae.